Blepharisma stoltei is the source of this 2376-nucleotide messenger RNA. NCBI's taxonomy places the organism in Eukaryota, Ciliophora, Heterotrichea, Heterotrichida, Blepharismidae. The record is from the annotation of a GenBank genome assembly.
AUGAGGCUUUAUGUGAUGGAGCCACAGCAGGUAAUUUAUUCCAAAGGAAGCCCUGCUACUCAUUUUUUUAUUAUUUCUAAAGGAAGGUGCGAAGUAGUCGAGAAAGGAAUGCAAAAAACUGUGCUAGGCAAAGGCGGCAGCUUUGGAGAAAUGGCUCUUAUGCAAGAGUGUGAGCGAACCAAUACAGUCCUUUCUAUAGAAAAAGUGAUGCUAUGGGGAAUUGACAGGUAUGAAUUUCGUAACGCAAUUGAAUCAAUCAAUGCUCAAAGAUAUAACGAAAAUAAGCAGUUUAUUGAAAGUGUACCAAUUUUUCAGUGCUUGAAUAAAAAUCAACAAGAAACCUUGCUGGCUGCUUUGAGCCAUCAAGAGUUUGAUCCUGGGAGAAAGGUAGUAACUGAAGGAGAGCCAGGGAACCUGUUUUAUAUAAUCAAAGAUGGGCUAGUUAAUUGUACAAUUAAAGGAAAAAUCGUCCGCCAAAUGAGCAGAGGGGAUUAUUUCGGUGAGCAGGCAUUAUUGUAUAAUAGUGUAAGAACGGCUACUAUCGCUGUGGUAACCAAGGCAACUCUUCUGUAUAUAGGAAGAGAUGAUCUGGCACGUGCUUUGGGAAGCCACCUACAAAAAAUAAUCUACAAAAACUCGCAAAGAAUUGCACUAGAAAGCAGCUCUUUUUUGAAAAGCCUAACAAAAGCCCAGGAAGAAGACAUUAUAAGCAAAAUGAAAUGCAAGUCUUUUCAGCCAAAUGAGGUUGUUAUUCCUAGAGGGGCACCUAAAGGGAAAAAGCUGUGAAUCCUUGUAAAAGGAAGUUUAAUAGCAGAACAGUCCAGAAAAAAAGUCAAUGUUUUAGAAUGUAUAGGAGAUGAAGAAUUCGAAGCGGCUCCUGAAGGAGUUUUCGAAGAAAACUUAAGAGCAGAAGGAAACGUGGAUAUUGAAGAAAUAGCAAGACAAGAGUUUGAGGCCUGCAUAGGAGGGCAGCUCAAUAGAGUAAGCUCACGAAACGAGAUUUUAAGCAUUAUGAGAAACGUCCAGCUACUCAAAGCACUACCUUUUAAGAAAUUGGAGUCUCUGGUAAAUAAAGUAUUUGUGAGGGAAUUUGGAGAUAGAGAAGUAAUUUUUUAUGAAAAUGCCCCAGGGGAUGCCUUUUAUAUAGUAAAAGAAGGAAAAGUGGAUAUCAUAAAAAAUAACGCAGUGAUUAGGACUAUAGGCCAGCAUGAUUACUUUGGGGAAAGAUCAAUUAUUUUAAAAGAAAAAAGAACUGCAACAGUAAAGGCUAACGGAAUUGUACAAGUGUGGGUACUAAGCAAAGAAGACUUUUUAAGCCUAGUAAACGAAGGCGUAAGAAUCAUGCUUUUAAAGAGAAUUGAGCUUCAAGAUGACAAAAUCACUCUCAAAGAUUUGCACAUAGUCAAACUAUUAGGCAAAGGGAUGUUCGGGAACGUCUUUCUUGCAGCCCACAAGACCACCAGACUUCCAUAUGCACUAAAAACUAUAUGCCGAGAUAAAAUCAAAGCCUAUGAUCUCUAUAGUAGCUUACUCCUCGAGCGUCAUAUUCUCCUACAGACUGACCAUCCUCUGAUAAUGAAAUUAGUCAAAACCUUUAAAGACCACGAAAGAAUUUAUUUUCUCCAAGAAUAUGUUCAAGGCAAAGACUUAUUUGACGUCUUAAGGGAGCUAGGAAGCAUGAACGACGCCAAUUCAAAGUUCUAUAUAUCGUGCAUGCUAGCUAUACUUGAACAUAUGCAUGAGAGGGAUAUUGUUUAUAGAGACCUUAAGCCAGAAAAUAUUAUGAUUGACGAAGAAGGCUAUCCUAAGCUGAUUGAUUUUGGGACUGCUAAGAUUAUUCAAGGGAGGACUUAUACAAUUGUGGGGACGCCACAUUAUAUGGCACCUGAAGUCAUUUUAGGGAAAGGGUAUGGGAUUUCAGCAGAUUAUUGGUGCCUUGGAGUUAUGGCUUAUGAAUUUGUAUGUGGGAUGAUGCCCUUUGGAGACUCAGACGAAGAGCCUUACAAAAUCUAUGAAAAAAUUCUCAAAAACAGACUGGGUUUUCCUCCAAAAAUAAACAAGUCCUUAAAAACCUUGCAGAUAGUCGAAGUUUUACUUGACAAAAACCCUGCCAUGCGCGCAAACACAGAAAUCAUAAAAAACCACAGCUACUUUAAGAGUGUAAACUGGGACAAUAUCCUCAGCAAACAAAUAAAGCCGCCUUAUAUUCCCAGAGUUCCAAGCAUUUCUGACGAAAUUUUGCCAGCUAUGAGAAGCAAGCAGACAUUGUCUGCUUUUAUUUCUGUAAUCUUUAUAUAGCAAGAAGAGGCUAGAGACUCAAUUGACGUGCCUAAGCGAGGCAAACUGCCAGACCCAGGCUGGGACGAUCCAUUUUAA